This is a messenger RNA of Aspergillus versicolor CBS 583.65, 530 nucleotides long. RefSeq lists its product as uncharacterized. The record is from RefSeq and is a predicted model, not a curated record. The transcript is spliced from 2 exons. The coding region runs from base 26 to 259 and encodes 77 amino acids. Lineage: Eukaryota; Fungi; Ascomycota; Eurotiomycetes; Eurotiales; Aspergillaceae.
GGCAUGCUUAUAUUUUGUUAUCACUAUGAGCAGAAAGCCAGUAUCGAGAAUUACAACUACCAGCAGUUUAAUAAACGAAUAUAGAAGUUAUUCAAGGGUUUCUCCAAAUCCUGAGUUUUCUAACCACGGUGCCUGCCAAUUUCCAGCGAGACUUGCAUGCAUAUGCAUUGCAGAAGUGGGUCUUUUUUUGGAAUCUGAAACUGAAGCUCCAGACCCGAAGAGUCCGCUGUUAGGCAUACCUGCUAUCGCUGGAAUGUAGGGAUUUUACCAUUGCAUAUUCCCUCACACUGGCCGGUCCCCCGCAGACACACAGCAUAACAAAGCCAGUGCCCGCUCAAUCUUGGGCCGGUUCGGAUGUUUUGGCCGCAACUUUCGGAAACUGGGUAUCGACAACACACGACAUGGGAGGGAUAUACUGCACAAUUCACUAACCCCCCAGCUUACAUUUGAAGUGAAUCUCUUCACUCACUACGCUUGACCUCGAUACGACGCGUAUAUUCUGGAAUUCCCUCGAAGGACUUCAAUCUUAA